Molecule: messenger RNA, 1384 nt
Organism: Drosophila mojavensis
Lineage: Eukaryota; Metazoa; Arthropoda; Insecta; Diptera; Drosophilidae
Gene: mTerf3
Product: transcription termination factor 3, mitochondrial
Exons: 2
Coding region: 48-1118 (356 amino acids)
Biological process (GO): mitochondrial ribosome assembly; regulation of DNA-templated transcription
Cellular component (GO): mitochondrion
Molecular function (GO): double-stranded DNA binding
Source: RefSeq, a predicted model, not a curated record
UUCAUGUAUUGGAACUGAAACUUCUGGCAGCUCUAUCAGCUGUUGCCAUGCUUUGCACUUGGGUACGUAACAUAACAAGAAUUCGGAAAAUAACAAAAUGUUAUCAAAUUAGUGAACAAAUAAGACAUAUACGUGCACUUAAAAGAGUGCAAAGUGAUGUUAUCGUGCCACUGGAACAAUCAGAUGUGGCACAGCAUGAUAAACCAACCGAAAAGAGGCUCGCCGAACCGAAUGAGAAACAAAACAACGCUGUUGCACUCGACUUUGGCAUUCGGGAGGCGCACGUGCCCACCUUUAAUCUAGCUGCCCAUGUGAACAACUCGAAAACAUUGCAGCAGCUGCUUAGUCUGGGCGUUAAUCUGCACAGCAUUGAGCGGCGCAAAGGCUUGGGUCAGUUUGUGCUGAAACUGGACUUUGAGGAAAAUGUGAAGCCCUACUUAACAUUUCUGUCAGACCAAGGAAUAUCGGCGGAUGACUUUGGUAAAAUGAUCACUAAAAAUCCACUGAUAUUCAAGGAGGAUCUAGAUGAUUUGCAAACGCGUGUUGACUACAUGAAGAGUAAACGUUUCUCAGUUGAGGCCCUUCAGCGGAUAUUCACCAAAAACCCAUAUUGGUUAAUGUACUCCACUAGACGUAUUGAUCGACGUUUAGGUUAUUUCCAAAAAGAGUUUCACCUGAGCGGCCAUGAUCUACGCUUGCUGGCUACCAAAGAGCCACGUUUGAUAACUUUCAACAUGGAACAUAUACGUAAAUCCGUGUUCACACUCCGUGAAGAAAUGGGCUUCAGUAACAAGGAGCUGCAAACGUUAAUUGUCCAUACACCACGUCUAAUGAUGAUCCCGCCAGAUGAUCUUGUCGAGCGCUUUAGCUAUGUGCACAACGAUAUGGGAUUGAGUCAUGCACAGAUUAUUCAAUGUCCCGAGCUCCUUGCCUCCCGAGAGUUUCGUUUGCGAGAACGACACGAGUUUCUAAAGCUACUAGGACGUGCUCAAUACGAUCCGCAGAAGGACUUGUACAUUUCACCAAGUGAAAUUGUGCAGGGCAACAAUUUUUAUUUUGUAAGAAACGUGGCUAAAAGUGAUUUAGAAACUUUUGAUUUGUUUUUGAAAACACGGUAAUUAAAGUUUGUUUGUGCGCGCAAAAUCAAUAACAGGGCUACACUCUUAACUGUCUGGCAACGCCGUACCAAGUUCGGUAUUCUUCCUCGCAUUUCGCUUCUGUUUUCGCCUUGUCGCAUAUUAUUGUUGUGCUUGUGGGCAGUCAUCUUCGUGUUUUUCGACGAGCAGUUUGUGUUUUCGCUGCAUCCAGCAGCUUUAGCUGAACUACGCAUUAGGUUUUUGCAGCGUGCGUAAAAGAAAAAUUGUGUAUUAUACUUAAACUAAAA